AUGAUUUUCAAUCCUUUUCAGCAGAGUUCCCUUCUCUCCCACACAAUCCAAAGGAGACUCGACGAGAUGGAAUUCAAGAACUUGCCCAUUCGACCAGCGGGUCAUACGCCCAACGCAUACGACAGUGACAUGGAUAGCGAGUGGAUUCAGACGCCUCCCGAAGAAGCAUUUGCGGACGAAGACGAGUUCCAAAUAGAUCCGACGGGAGAUCUACUGUUGCACGUCGGUUCUGACCCGUCUACCGGCAGCGCCAGGUCCUUUCGCGUCUGUUCAAACACACUACGACGAGCGUCGCCAUUUUGGAAACGCACACUACUUGAGACAUCCUCAGAGACGCAAGCAGUCGACGAAGAGUGGUGCAGAUGGACCCCAUCGCUAUACGCCUGUCAGCACGAAAAGUUAGAUGGAUUGAUGAUCCUGCUCAACGUCAUUCACUCAAAAUUCUCACUCAUACCGAAGGAACCCACACUCAUCGAAGUCUACCACACGCUAUGUUUGGCUAGCUUGUACGAAAUGGAGCAUGUCUUGCAACCGUGGAUCGUACAGUGGUCUGGGGUGUUGAAGACGCCAGAGAGCACCAGCGACGGCCGGAAUCUGGCCAUGUUGUCCUGCAUUGCCUGGGCAUUGGGCGACGAGCGACUUUUUGCGAGGACCAUCAUCAAAAUCAGCCUUACCUGCACCAUAGAUGAUAGAGGCCACAUGAUCACUCCUGACGGGGCUCGCAUAGAAGACUAUUUUCAUGAUUCCCUCGGCUCACCGAUCAUCCCAGAGGCCAUUCGUACCCUACGUUCCCAACUAGCCACAGAGUUACCCUCACAUCUCAAUGGUGUUAUCAACAGAUUAAUAGACGGCACAUGGCUGUGUGCCGGCAUAUCUGGAAUUCCCGUAACCCGAAACAAAAAGUGCGAUUAUAUUGUACUAGGAAGCGUGUUCGCGGGCCUCAUCUACGUCCGGGGGACCAGAAUGACAGAGAUGGUAAUCAGAGUGGACGAGAGCGUCAUGGACUUGCUCAAGUCUCUCAAAAGGGUGCUGUCGUACGUGACUUGCUACGAAAAGCACCCGGAAUGCAACCCGGCUGAGCGCAUCGCAGAUGCUAUGAAGAAGACGAUUGAUGACAUGGGCACACCUCUGAGCUCAGACUGUGUCCAACGAAUGAGGGAACAGCGCCAAAAGACAGGAUGGGAAAACUGA
Colletotrichum orchidophilum is the source of this 1191-nucleotide messenger RNA. RefSeq lists its product as uncharacterized. The transcript is spliced from 2 exons. NCBI's taxonomy places the organism in Eukaryota, Fungi, Ascomycota, Sordariomycetes, Glomerellales, Glomerellaceae. Bases 1 to 1191 code for a protein of 396 amino acids. The record is from RefSeq and is a predicted model, not a curated record.